UAAAAAUCUUUGUUUGCAUUCUACUGAAGAAACAAAGUCACCUACAUCUUGGAUGCCCUGGGGGUAAGCAGAUAAACAUCAAAUUUUCAUUUUUGUGUGAACUAUCCCUUUAAUGUCUUGUGAAGUGAAAAGCUGCAUGUUUAUAAGAAACAAAUCCAUCAUUGAAGCAUUUUAACUUUAAACCAUUGCGUCUUGCCAUUAUCAAUAAUAACGCUUCCUCCAGAGAAAAUGUCAAUCCCCUGUUGUCCUCUUCCAUCAAAAUCCAUCAAAAUCCACCAAUAUACUUGUUUAGAAUGGUGCUUGAUCUGUGCACAUUUCUCUCCUGACUCAGCCAAGGUGAUUUUUUUUUGACUGGAGGAAGUAAUAUUAUGGAUAGAGGACUCAUAUUUUAGCUGGAAGUAGUGGUUUGAUUGACGUCUUUAUGAUGGAUUUACAAACUUGCAGCUUUCUGCUUCACAAGAUGUUAACUGAUGGUCUGGAGUGGUGUGGAUCACUUUUGGAUCAUUGUGAUGUUUUUAUCAGCUGUUUCUUUAAAAUUACUUUUGUUGAUGUAACCUACUGUAAUCGGGUUGAUAGUCAUAUUUAUUUUUAGAUAUCUGCUGGUUAUUCUGAAAAAAUGCCAAGUUAGAAACAUUUCUGUUUUUGAAUGUUUAUAUUCCGAGAUGGAAAAAAAUCCUGCUUAAAACGACUCCUGGGAUGGAUGGUAAGGUGUGCACACCUGUGAGUCAUCCAGGGGAGGGUGGGGACUUUCAUGCAGACAGACCUGUGCUGUGCCACUGUAGCGUGUCCAAACACUCCCUUGAUGGAGCUGAAGGAACAGAUCAGAGGCACCUCUGCUCAGGGCGGAGGGAAGAGGAGGACAUUCAUGUUGACCUGCAGAGGAAACAAGAAGUCACACAUUUUUAAUGGCUGAUUUGUAUGUGUGAAUGUUGACGUCUUACUUUUAAGUUGUUGGGCUGGGUGCCAUUCAUACCGUAGGGGAAUAUUUUACCCAUGCACUGUGCAUUGGGCUUUGGGUGGGCCCCAUCUUUGGCCACCAUACCUCCUGUGUUCUCGCACUACCCAGACAGCUACAGGGCAGCGUGCCAUGGCAGACUUGCUGGACUCAUUGUAAUUGGGAAAAAGCUGCUCAACGAACCUGACAAAAGCAUUAGCUCAGUGCCCAACCCGUUCACCAGAAGUGUCACCAGGGUCCCAAACCGUGGUCUCAGUAUCUCGUCAUGUGGUCAGUCCUCUGCCGGUGGCACUACCCCCGUGAGUCACCUCCCCUCCCGCUCCGGCAGCCCAGGCACUGGCCCCGGUCUCUCCACAGAGCACAGCUCCAUCUGCUCCUGGAGAUAUGAUGAGUUUGAGCGGGCAAAUACACAGCGUGUGCGUCAGCUCUUUAACUCUGUGGAUGAGCUGCUGUAUGAGGGGAGAGUCAGCAGCCGCUCGGAGUCCCUGCAGGAGGAGUGUGAGGAGUGGAACAGACACACCCCUCAUCUCAGAAUUUUAGGGAAUCAGUUGGAGCCUCCCAAACAGGAGGGUGUUCAGUACAUCUUCAGACGAGAGUCCAGUGCCAGAACCUCCUUCUUCUCCACACCCAGCUGUCUGGACAAAAGAGAAGACCAUAGCGAGCUGUAUGUAGCAGGCCGCAGUCUGGCCCCGGGCCUUUGGUGUGAGCAGUCUGUCCAGAGCUCUAGCUCCCCUCUUUAUGAUCAUUCACUCGACCUCACUGAGAAAGAGGAGGUGUAUGAAGCAGAGGGCAGCAUUGAGGAGUUUUUGGCUUAUGAUGGAAAAGAAAUGGAAGAGGAAGAGGUGGAUCAGAGGAAGUCUUCAUCCGUGGCCCCCAGGGGUGGGGUCCCCCCGGUAUCCCCUCAUGUAUGCAUCCGUGACGCAGUUGCAGAUGAGCUGUUUGAUGACAUAUGGAGGGAGGUGGUGGGUCUUCUGGAGGAGCUCUUACACAAGUACUGGGCGAAACAGCUCCCGGAUGGAGCAACACAGAGGAGAAUAUUAGAGAGCUCCAGUCAAGCGCCUUCAUCUCAACUCCCUGUUAAAGGACAUCAUCUUCUGUUGUCCAGAGGUUCCAGCAGCAGAACCACAUUCCUGUCCACAUGCAGCAAUAAUGACUCAAGUGCCUACAAGAUUAAUUUAAAUGGUGUUAUGACAAUCCAAGCAAAGCCACUGCAACAGAGACAUCAGGGAUUUAGUGAGAGAGCCCUGUAUGACCCAGAUGAUGGAGCGAGCGUGUUGAUGUGUGUGAAGACCCAGGCUCUAAGAGGGUCCAGUUUACUCAUACAGAAACCCGCAGCCCAGCGCAGACUCCCCAGACUCAGUGGCAGGGUUCGGAUGUACCACAACCUCACAGGAAAUGGAAGCCAAAUCUUACGAGGAACUAGACUAUCCACUGUGAAUGAAAGCCUGCCCUCUCCACCGGUGAGUGCCGUUCAGAGCCACAGGCUUCCUCAGAUACAUUCUGAGUCUCAAGAGCAAGAAUACUAUGCACCUAUUUCCAGGCUUGUGCAGCUCAGAGGAAGGAUCCUAAGAGGCGGCGCUGCCAGUGUCAUGCACGCAGUAAACAACCUCCCACCUCUGAGAGAGCCCACCCUGAUGCUGGAGUCUCUGUCUCGACCCAAUACUACUCACACAUUCAGAUCUGACACCCCUAUGAAAAGGUCCUUCACACCCAUGGAUUUUGCCUGUAACAUGAGGACAAGUCGAGGACUUGUCAAAGGUGAGAGCACACCUAUGGGUGUGACAGGCUUCAGUAUGGGCAUCACCAGCUCUACAGCUAGUGGGUUUUUGGAGUGUGUCACACCCAGCAGGAGGCGUCUACCCUGUACUGAUGGGGAUGGAGGGAACAUGCCUCUGAUCGGAUCUAUAGGUGGCCAGAAUCAUCGGAAACAGCUGAGCCGGUUUCCACUGCAUGUGAGGAAGAAAUUUCAACCUGUCAUGCCAUAGCAGGGGAGUUAAUUUUGUAAUUACACGAAAGAGCUUAAUGAGCCAGAUAUUAUGAAUACAAUAGACUUAUGCACUGUCAUAAUUUCAGUUGAUUGUGAUUUGCUGUAUGGUUUGCCACUGGAUGUCCAGUCACAUGCAGUGCCUUCAGUUUAUGGACUUUUCACAUUGACCUCAACAUCUGGAGCAAACAGGACUAAUGACCUCCCAUUUUUCCUUUGAAUGAAUGCCAAACAUCUUUUGUUAUAGUAAGUUAAUGCAUAUAUCAUGUAAAAUAUAAUAUUUAUUUGUUCAUACUGCUUAAACAGAUGUCUGCGGCCAACAGGUUGAUUAAAAACAAUUCAUAGACUAAUUAUUUUUAUUUUUCAGUGAUGUCAGUUCUACCAAACUGUUUGGUUCAACAAAAUUUUAUUGAGACCUUUAUCUGCUUGGUGAAGUCAUUUGCAAUAAAAUUGUUAUAUAAUUUAGCAAAGGUUCAGUGAUAUAUCACAGUGAUCAUC
Molecule: messenger RNA, 3437 nt
Organism: Onychostoma macrolepis
Lineage: Eukaryota; Metazoa; Chordata; Actinopteri; Cypriniformes; Cyprinidae
Gene: fam149a
Product: family with sequence similarity 149 member A
Exons: 15
Coding region: 994-2940 (648 amino acids)
Source: RefSeq, a predicted model, not a curated record